Messenger RNA from Cynoglossus semilaevis (tongue sole), 1377 nucleotides. RefSeq names its product chymotrypsin-like protease CTRL-1. The coding region runs from base 162 to 1169 and encodes 335 amino acids. The transcript has 6 exons. NCBI's taxonomy places the organism in Eukaryota, Metazoa, Chordata, Actinopteri, Pleuronectiformes, Cynoglossidae. Gene Ontology annotation, molecular function: serine-type endopeptidase activity. Gene Ontology annotation, biological process: proteolysis. The record is from RefSeq and is a predicted model, not a curated record.
CAAGAGAGGCGUGGAAUGUAGACAGAGCUUUUUGAAUUAAAUUAUACAAUGGGAAGAGAAACCGUGUGUUGGUAUGACAUUAAACAGGUUUGAGAGGUUAGGGAGUGGUUGUACAGUAAAUCUAAAUAAGAAAACUCCUUACCCUCUUCUCACACAUCAACAUGGCAACAAACGCCGCACUACUGCUCUGCCUCUCCACGGUCCUCAUUACCAAAGGGUCAAAGGCACAGGAAUGUGGAGAUGCUCCCCUGAACACAAAGAUAGUUGGUGGUGAGAAUGCCACAGAUGGGUCAUGGCCAUGGCAGGUCAGCCUACACUACCUUCCUAAUAAUAUGCACGUCUGUGGAGGAACCCUUAUUCAUCAACAGUGGGUUCUCACAGCAGCCCACUGUCUUACCGAGCCAGGGACUUCAGCUUCUGAUUGGGCACUCCACUUUGGAAAACUAACUCAGAGUGCAACCAGCAUUCAUGAGGUAACCCGGCCCGUUUCCCAAGUCAUCAUCCACCCUGACUACAACAACAACACCUUCGACAUGGACAUUGGCCUAUUAAAACUGAGCAGCCCGGUCACAUUCACUGACUACAUCAGACCUAUCUGCCUGGCAAGUAAUUCAAGCCAGUUCUUAUCCUCAACCAUGUGCUGGGCCACUGGCUGGGGCAAGAUCAAUAGCGAUGAGCAACUGCCUGCCAGUGCGCCACUUCAACAGGUUCAAAUUCCUGUUGUUGGAAAAAAGGAGUGCAGCUGCAUUUAUGGAGCAAUCGAAGCAGCAAACAUCACUGACACAAUGAUCUGUGCUGGGGAACUGAACAAAGGAAUAUGUCAGGGGGAUUCUGGCGGGCCCCUGCAAUGCAAGCUAAACUCCAUUUGGAUCCAAGCGGGUAUCUCCAGUUUUGGAAUACCUUGUUCUAUUGGUGUACCUGAAGUCUUUGCCAGGGUUUCUCAGUUCGAGUUGUGGAUUAAAGAACAAAUGGCAGCGGAUGGAGCCAGCGCAAGCUUUAGGACUGUCACACCUAGUGGUACAGACCCAGACAGCAGCUUUGACUGUGACGCGCACUUUGGAACUACACCUGCGGACUCCACGGUACCACCGACAACAUCGAGAGCAUCCAGCGUCACAACGAAGUUGACGUUUGUUGUUGUGUUAGUGACAUUACUGCAGCCAUUGUAGUGCGAUAAUACAGAAAUACUUGUUGAGUUUAGUUUCAGUGUGUUCUAUCAGACUCCAGCAGAACAAUUAUUAUCUACUAAUACACUACUCCCGCUAAUCUAUCGUAUUUUACCGGACUAUAAGUCGCUCCGGAGUAUGAGUCGUACCAGUGCCCUCUGGUGGCUUGUCAGUGUGAAAAUAAUCACAUGUAAUUUUUCAGUUGUACAGG